This is a messenger RNA of Acomys russatus (golden spiny mouse), 696 nucleotides long. RefSeq names its product epididymal peptidase inhibitor (gene Eppin). NCBI's taxonomy places the organism in Eukaryota, Metazoa, Chordata, Mammalia, Rodentia, Muridae. Bases 166 to 696 code for a protein of 176 amino acids. Gene Ontology annotation, cellular component: extracellular region. The record is from RefSeq and is a predicted model, not a curated record. Gene Ontology annotation, biological process: negative regulation of peptidase activity. Gene Ontology annotation, molecular function: serine-type endopeptidase inhibitor activity. The transcript has 4 exons.
UCCACUUAUGAUCUCAAGAACUCGGCGUUCCCAGCAAAAUAGUAGGUGACUGGCUUUUCUCCAGCUCUUACAGCCAAGAUACCGACUGCUGAGGGGAUCAGCUGACUAAGGCAACCAGACAUCUUCAUGUUCUAGAAGCACCAGCAAGGCCGGUCCCUCGCCAGCAUGAAGUUUUCCAGAUUUGUGAGCAUCCUCGUGCUAUUUGGCCUGUUUGCAAACGUCCAGGGACCUGGUCUAACUGACUGGCUGUUUCCCAGUAAAUGUCCCAGGUUCAGAGAGCAGUGUGAAUACAAAGAAAGAGACCUUUGUACCAGGGACAGGGAUUGCCAGAAAAACGAGAAGUGCUGCACCUUCAACUGCGGAAAGAAAUGUCUAAACCCCCAAGAAGAUAUAUGCAGUCUGCCAAAAGAAUCUGGGUACUGCAUGGCCUAUUUCCUUCGUUGGUGGUAUAAUAAGGAAAACAGCACAUGCCAACUCUUCAUCUACGGUGGCUGCCACGGAAAUAAUAACAACUUCCAAUCCCAAAGUAUAUGCCAGGAUGCCUGCGAAAAAAAAAGAUCGUGCCCAAGAGUUAGAGUGAAGUGUGAAGUUGAAGAGAGAAAUGAGUGCACGAGGCACAGACAAUGUCCGGACAAGAAGAUGUGCUGCCUGUUCAGCUGUGGAAAGAAAUGUUUAGACCUCAGACAAGGUAACUAA